AUGUGUGAUGUGAGUAAUACAAGAAGAUCACGGCGGAAACAGCACGCGCCAUCACGUCAUUUCAAUACUAGUACCACGAUGACAAGUCACGUUUUCCACGUAGACAACAAUAUGACUAUUAAUAAUCAAGCCAGCAACACUGAAGCGACUCAUCUUUUAGCUUCUUCAACAUCAUCUCAUUCAACUUCAAAUGAUAGUAAUAGCUUAUCAAUUGAUGUUAAUCAUCGAGAAAUUUCUGAACAGAUUAUCAAUCCUUUACGUGCGAUAUAUUUACCUGUUGCUUUACAUAAUCAUUCGAUUAAUAGUAUACAGGUUUUGGGUUAUCCACAACUGCUCAUUCCUGUAGCUGUACAUCCACAUGCUGAAGGGAUUUUGAAGCCAUGUAUACUUAUCGAUGAAUUUAUGGCUCGUAAUAUUACAGUACCGAAAGAAAUAUCAUUGGGUGAAACACAGUGCCAUCUAAAUAUUACCACUACCGUACAGCAACCAUACUCUGAAACUUCACCAUCAACAUCUACCAGUGUUUUUUAUGCUAGCAACAGGAAAAGAAUGUCAAAGAAGGAAGUACUGUGUAAUAUUAUGAAAAAGAAACAAAAGGCAACAACUGAUUCGAAGCCUUUGGAUCUUACAGUACGCAUCCGGAAAAUUCAACAAAAUGCUCAAAGUAAUAGUAGUAAUUGUGAUAGCACAGAAGAAGAUAACUCAAACAAUGAUAAAUUAGGAUCGAUGGAAUUGGAUAAAAAGUAUCGCUGUGAUUGUGGCGUUUCGUUUAACAGUGAAGUAACCUUAAAUGGACAUAAAAAGUACUACUGUAAUAACAACAUAACUCUUGUCACGCCAUUCCGUGAACCACAAAAAAAGGCGUUAUAUUGUUGCCAACAGUGUGAUUUUUUACCAACGAGUGCUAGUCAGUUGGCACAACAUGUUCGCGUAAGUCAUUCUGCGGUUCAAACGUAUGUGUGUCAAAUUUGUGGUUACAAAGGUUAUUCACAAAGAGGAAUUCGAUCACAUCUUAGGUAA
Molecule: messenger RNA, 1020 nt
Organism: Thelazia callipaeda (thelaziosis nematode)
Lineage: Eukaryota; Metazoa; Nematoda; Chromadorea; Rhabditida; Thelaziidae
Source: the annotation of a GenBank genome assembly